Triticum aestivum (bread wheat) is the source of this 1175-nucleotide messenger RNA. RefSeq names its product mitochondrial import inner membrane translocase subunit TIM23-1. The record is from RefSeq and is a predicted model, not a curated record. Gene Ontology annotation, cellular component: TIM23 mitochondrial import inner membrane translocase complex. Gene Ontology annotation, molecular function: transmembrane protein transporter activity. NCBI's taxonomy places the organism in Eukaryota, Viridiplantae, Streptophyta, Magnoliopsida, Poales, Poaceae. The transcript has a single exon. Gene Ontology annotation, biological process: protein import into mitochondrial matrix. The coding region runs from base 155 to 766 and encodes 203 amino acids.
UUUGGCUUUGGCCUUUGGGUGUGCCCCCUCUCCACGAACGACGACUGCUGCCGAAUAUACUCCGUCUCCGUCCCCAAACCGAAACCCUCCACCCCUGUCUUUCUUUCGUGCAUCCCACGCCCACCUCGCCGCCGCCGCCGCCGCCGCCGCCGCCAUGGCCGAUCCGCGGCUCUACCCGUCGGGAUCCGGCCCUCACCGCGACGAAUCCACCACCGACGGCUCCGGCCGCCGGCUCUACAACCCGUACCAGGACCUCAACAUCCCCACCGCCUACAAGAACCUCUACGACCUCCCCACCUCCCCCGAGUUCCUCUUCCAGGAGGAGGCCCUCGUCCAGCGCCGCUCCUGGGGCGAGAACCUCACCUACUACACCGGCGUCGGCUACCUCUCCGGCGCAGUCGCGGGCGCAGCCGUCGGCCUGCGCGAGGCCGCACACGCCGCCGAGCGCGGCGACACCGCCAAGAUCCGCGCCAACCGCCUCCUCAACUCGUGCGGCUCCGCCGGACGCCGCGUCGGCAACAGGCUGGGCGUCAUCGGCCUCCUCUACGCCGGCAUGGAGAGCGGCAUGGUCACCGCCCGGGACGGCCAGGACGACUGGAUCAACAGCGUUGUCGCGGGGCUCGGCACAGGCGCCCUCUUCCGGGCCGCCCAGGGCCCCAGGUCCGCUGCCGUCGCCGGCGCCGUCGGAGGGGUCCUCGCCGCCGCCGCCAUGGCCGCCAAGCAGGCAGCCAAGAGAUACGCGCCCGCCCGCCUUCUGAUUGAUUGAUUGAUUGAUUGAUUGAUCGAUGCCCUCCUCCCGCCGCCCGGUAUUAAUCUCCUGUCAUCAAUUGAAUCGAAUCAAUUGGCCAAGGAUGCAGUACUAGUUUCUUGGGUUAAUUAUUUGAGAAGGGUCAUCUUCUCGACAUUAUUAUGAUAUGUUAAAGUGUUAUGCUAUAUGAAAACAACAACGAUGCCAUCGGAUGGCAUCGGAUCAGCAAAUUUUUGACAUGCCUUGUUGCAAUGUAACAUCAUCUUCUUUCUUCAUCACUACUACUACUUGGUUAGCGACCUAGAUAGAUUGUCGUGGGUGUCAGACUCAAUAAUGCUGGAGAGUCGAGGAAAUCGUGGAAUGUAAUGUUCAUUGCAUGCUACUCCCUCUGUUUCUAAAAAAAUACAAGUCUUUUUAGAUAUUUCAA